Molecule: messenger RNA, 1032 nt
Organism: Penicillium subrubescens
Lineage: Eukaryota; Fungi; Ascomycota; Eurotiomycetes; Eurotiales; Aspergillaceae
Product: histidine phosphatase family protein
Exons: 4
Coding region: 93-989 (298 amino acids)
Cellular component (GO): cytoplasm
Molecular function (GO): phosphatase activity
Source: RefSeq, a predicted model, not a curated record
ACCUUGGAAGUCAGACGCUGAAGCUUCCAUCUGAUCCUCCCCUGUCCUACAAAAGCUCAAGAACCUCAAGCUAAGCAAAAACCAUCUACAAAAUGACACUCACAAAACUCUCAACUGAGCCAGCCUCUUUCAAAUUCAGCACAGUCCCUGGGUGUUUCCUUCAAGAUGAGCCAAGCACCGACCCAGACACCUUCGACUAUUCAUCCACCAAUUUCGGGCUGAUUUCCAAAGAAUAUGACCACGAGACUGGCAAUUCCCAAAACGAUACUCAAUGGCAACGUUUCGCAAAGCACAUGACCCAUCUCAAUGAGACCGCUGAUUCACAAACCAAAUAUAAAGUCCUUUUUCUGGGACGACACGGAGAAGGUGUACACAAUGUUGCUGAGCGGCGAUACGGGACUAAAGCCUGGGAUGAGUACUGGUCCCUCCUAGAUGGAGACGAAUUCGGCACUUGGUCAGAUGCCCACCUCACAGAGAUAGGCAUUGCCCAGGCCCAGACUGCCCAUGAUACAUGGGUCUGUCAAUGGGCGACUGGUAUCCCAGCGCCGCAGUCAUACUAUGUUAGCCCGUUACAUCGGUGCUGCCAGACGGCGCAGGUUACGUUUGAAGGGUUGGAUAUGCCGUUGACGAAUCCUUUUCAACCGCUUGUGAAGGAGUUACUCCGCGAAACCAUGGGCGAGCACACCUGUGACCGCCGUUCAACCAAGUCGGCUAUCGCAGCGGAUUUCCCACGGUACCGGUUGGAGCCACGCUUUACGGAGGAAGAUGGACUUUGGGAUCCGAAGGUUCGCGAGUCGGAUGAACAUCGGGAUCGGCGAUUGCUGGAGUUGUUGAAUGAUAUUUUCGGUACGGAUGAGAAUGUUUUUCUUUCUUUGACGGCGCAUUCGGGUGCUAUUACGAGUAUUUUGCAGGUUGUUGGGCACCGGAAGUUCCCGCUGGCGACUGGGGCGGUUAUUCCGGUUGUUGUUAAGGCAGAGAAGCAGUCAUGAGUCGUCUACUUGGCAUCGGCUAUGUGAAGAUGAGGACAUGGUU